Molecule: messenger RNA, 1822 nt
Organism: Ornithodoros turicata
Lineage: Eukaryota; Metazoa; Arthropoda; Arachnida; Ixodida; Argasidae
Product: probable pre-mRNA-splicing factor ATP-dependent RNA helicase mog-5
Exons: 12
Coding region: 8-1822 (604 amino acids)
Biological process (GO): spliceosomal complex disassembly
Cellular component (GO): intracellular anatomical structure; catalytic step 2 spliceosome
Molecular function (GO): helicase activity; RNA binding; ATP binding
Source: RefSeq, a predicted model, not a curated record
CGAAGCCAUGCUGCGUGGCAUGGGGGCUCACGCCAUACAAGAUGCCAGAGAACAGUUUCUUGAUGACGAGCCUAUGGUCUAUGUGUCAAGGUACAGCAGGAGUGAGAUCAAGAAGCAGAGAGAAGCGCUGCCUAUUUUUCCCUACAAAGACAGAAUCGUCAAGAUAGUGCGGGAGAACCAGACCGUGGUGCUGACAGGCGAGACAGGUUCAGGCAAGUCGACUCAGAUCGUGCAAUACUUGCAUGAAGCGGGCAUUGCAAAGGGAGGUACGAUUGGCUGCACUGAGCCUCGGAGGGUGGCUGCCAUGUCUCUGGCUCGCAGGGUUGCUGAUGAAGUCGAUUGCCAACUGGGCACAAAGGUCGGCUAUUGCAUCCGGUUUGAAGACUGCACCGCGCCAGAAACAGUCAUCAAGUACAUGACUGACGGAAUGCUUCUAAGCGAAGCAGCCAGGGACAAUCUACUGGAGAACUACUCGAUCAUUGUCCUGGACGAAGCCCAUGAACGGUCCAUACAUACCGAUGUCCUCUUCGGCGUUCUCAAAGCGAUUGCCAAACGAAGGUCGGACCUGAAGAUCAUUGUCACAUCAGCGACCAUAGAUGUCACCAAGUUCUCGAAAUACUUCCUGAAUGCUCCCAUCAUCACAAUACCGGGGCGGCUCUUUCCUGUGGAGAUUUUCUACAACGAUGACCCCAAGCUCGACUACUACGAAGCCUCAAUUCGAAGAGUGCUUACCAUACACAGAACACAGCCUAAAGGAGACAUUCUUCUCUUCCUGUCUGGGCAAGAAGAGAUAGAAAAUGCCUCCGACAUAAUCGAACAGAUGUCUCGAGCCACACGAGAAGCCCUUGAACUGAUGGUGCUUCCGCUGUACAGUGCACUUCCAAGCAACAUGCAGGCCAAGGUGUUUGAACCAACGCCAGAAGGUUACAGGAAGGUUGUUGUGGCAACCAAUGUAGCAGAAACAUCUCUCACCGUCGACGGGGUGGUCUACGUGGUGGAUUCAGGUGUAGUGAAAGAGAAGACAUAUGAUCCCCGCACGGGCAUCGAGUCCCUGAGCGUCUCAUCCAUUUCUCAGACACAAGCGAACCAGCGAUCAGGGAGAGCGGGAAGGACAGCACCAGGCAAGGCAUACAGGAUGUACUCUAAGGCCGUAUACGACAAGAUGAAACCCACACAAGAUCCGGAGAUCAUCCGCAACGAACUCGCUUCUACCAUCCUGCAACUCAAGGCCCUCGGUGUUCACGACAUUAUGAAGUUUGACUACAUGGAUGCCCCGGAUCGUCAGGCCCUUCAAAGAGGAAUCAGAAGCCUUCAGCUCCUGGAAGCACUGAAUAAAGAAGAGAUUCUGACCGAACUGGGAAGGCAGAUGACGCAGUAUCCAGUGGAACCGCCGCUCGCCAAGCUGCUGAUAAAAUCGCUCGAACUGGGCUGCAGCGAAGAGAUCCUCACCAUAACCGCUAUGCUGUCUGCGCAGCACAUAUUUUCCCGUCCAAAGAAGAAACACCAGGAAGCAGACGCAAAGAAAUUGCAGUUCGACGUUCCUGGCAGUGAUCAUUUGACUCUGCUCAAAGUGUACAAUAUGUGGGUCGACAUGAACAUGAGCAGGCAGUGGUGCUACGACAACUUCAUUCAACACCGUCGCUUGCAGCAGGCAAGGUUCGUGAGGAACCAAUUGUACUCGGUGUUAACAAGGAUUUUCAUGAUCACUCGCACGAAACACGCAAUUCCUGGGAUAUCCCUCGACACUUUCAUCCUGAGUGUCAGCUGGGUAGACUUCCCGGAGGUGACCUGGACACCUCUGGGAAAGUUCCGGGGUCUCUGA